Messenger RNA from Soboliphyme baturini, 822 nucleotides. The record is from the annotation of a GenBank genome assembly. NCBI's taxonomy places the organism in Eukaryota, Metazoa, Nematoda, Enoplea, Dioctophymatida, Soboliphymatidae.
CUGUUUCACUCGGCCGUGCAAGCAGCUUAUGAUGUCAAAUAUGAAAUAUACGAUUUAGGAAUUGCAAAGAUAAUCGUCACCGGAGGAAACAGCGAGUCAUGCCGCGAGGCUCUGAGGUUGUCUCGAUUGUAUCCAGAUUAUUUGUUUUUCACAGCAGGUUUGAACUCCGAGAAGAAUAUAAUAUUUCUGUUUAAUUCCUUAAUGCAAGAAAUUCAGGAAUGCAUCCACAUAAUGCCAAAGAAUUUUCGCCUGAUGUACUCGAGGAAAUUGAACAUAUUGCCAAAGAGCCGGAGUGCGUGGCUAUCGGUGAAAUUAGCAUGUCGAAUUAAAAAGCCUUUGUUCGUCCACGAACGCGAUGCUCAUGAGCAACUUAAAGAGGUUCUGGUUAAGUACAAAGCUGAUUUGCCGGAUAUUGUGAUCCACUGUUUCACGGGUACUGCUGACGAGGCGAAGACUUAUCUCGAUCUGGGUUUUUACAUAGGAUUGACGGGCUUCUUGUGGAAAGACCGGACCGAAGAUGGCGUUCAAUACGCUCUAAGGAACGGGCUGUUUCCAAUGGAGCGACUGAUGGUCGAAACUGAUGCUCCAUUCAUGUUUCCUAAUAUCCAAGCAAAAAAGUUACCCGAGGACAUAAAAGAUCGACUUUCUGACCACGCCAGACAGUACCUCUUGAAGUACUGCAGUUUUCAUCGCAACGAACCCUGUUCCUUGCCGGCUGUCACAGAGCUAGUAGCCGCUUUUAUGAAUGUACCCGUUGGCGAGUUAGCCUUUGCCACCACCAGAAAUGCCGUCCAGGUAUUUGGACUGACAACCCGUUUAUAA